AUGCAGGUCACUGAGUUCGUCUGCACCUCCCUCUCCCUCUCUCAAAACUCUGUCUCUCUCUGUCUCUCUCUCUGUCUCUCUGUCUCUCUGUCUCUCUCUCGUCUCUGUCUCUCUGUCUCUCUCUCUCUCUGUCUCUCUGUCUCUCUGUCUCUCUGUCUCUCUGUCUCUCUGUCUCUCUGUCUCUGUCUCUCUCUCUCUGUCUCUCUCUCUGUCUCUCUCUCUGUCUCUCUCUCUCUCUCUCUCUCUCUCUCUCUCUCUCUCUCUCUUCUCUUCUCGCUCUCUCUCUUCUCUCUCUCUCUUUUCGGCGCGCGAACUGCAAGCCGUGUCAAGCAGAUUACGUUCCGCCUUCUCCCCUGCAAUUUGCUUCCCGUGUGUGCCGGCACGCCCCGUGACCGGGGCGAGGAGGGUCAUGGCGGGCGUGGUCUCAGGGCCUUUGGCGACUGCCAGCCCACAGCCGAGUCCCAGCUCAAGCCCAAGCCCAAGCCACCGCAGCUCAAACAAGACGCUGAUGGCCCCAGUGCCGGCACCCCCAACGCCACAACUCCACCGGCCACGACCAUGAGCGACCACACGGAAAGCAUGAGCACCACUCCCGGCCCCGAACACACGGGCUCUGACCCAGUCAAGGCACCCGGUCCCGCAAGCGCACAGGCAGCCGGCCACCCCACGCCGGCGCGUAAUGCUUCCAACACAACGCAGCCUCUGGCGCCAGCCCAUUCCACGCAAGCUCCCGACCAUUCGGAUGAGGAUCCAGGCACCCAAGGCACCCAGCCUUUGCAACAACAUGGUGCAUGCCUCACAUCAGAGCCGUGCGCCAUGCCGCAGCCACAAACCCAGGCAGCAGCGUCAAUCGCAGCCACCAGCAAUGAUCACUCAACAGACCAACCUGUGCGUCCUUUUUGUAGCUCGAUUCCCAGCCCCUGUUUGCCUGCCACCCAGGUCUCACCACAACCCGUGCUGGUGUCCCUCAUCAUGUCGCAGAUCAUGUCCAAGCGUAACCUCAACACGCUAACUACACUACUCAGUCGCAACGAACAAUUCCAGCAACACCUUCUUCAUAUCGCCCGUGGCCUACCAGAUGUACCCCACCAAGUCUGUACCCGGAGCAAAUACAUGAGUCGCACAGGAGGCUCGGCACCCCACUCCCAACCGCUGCCCAUCAACAGCACCCUGGCCCAGCUCGCCAGUCUUGCCGAUGACGAUGUGGAAGAUGAAAGCGAUGAUGCAUUUGAGGUGGAUGAAGAUUGGGAUCAAGACGACGAAGACGAUGAAGACGAUGAAGACGAUGAAGACGAUGACGAAGACGAUGACGAUGACGACGAGGCUCAAGACGACCAAGAUGGUGAUGAUGAUGACGUUGAUGAAGAACGCGACGCAAGGAAGGGCCAUGUGCAAAAGGGCAGCAAAGACGCUGACCGUGGCAAUGCCAGCUAUCCUGAUGAGGUUGAUGCAAAGUCCGGGCCAGGCGAUGCCAAUGUGGCCCAUGACACCAGCCGCGAGGGGCAUUCUGCCCCCGAAUCGCAGGUGGCGGGCCGUCAGCAAAACAUCGCCUCGACUCACCAUGAGAACACCCAAGCAUCAAAGGCCGCGGUAGCCUCUGACACAGGUCGACGCGCUGCUGAAAACACAUUAGCGCGCAACUCCCGUGUCAGCACAGCGAGCUCUGAGAGCCGCGAGGCUAUCCCCCUGUCCACGGCGAAUAGCUUCGUGGCGCCUGCCACGAUCGCGGCUGAGAAGCGCACCGAAGAUGUUGUCAAUGCCGUUCUCUCGCGCUACGAUAAUGGUCAGGGUGGCCUGAUGAAUCUCGAGCUGGAUGACGAACUUGAUGACGACGAUGAAGACUUUGACCCAACACGUGUGUCUUCAGAUGUGACGAGUGAUAGCGAGUUCGAAAGUCACACAGGCUCCCAAGGGUCUCGGGCGAUUUCCAUGGCCGAAGAAGGAGGGGAUGGCGAGAACCAGCCAGAAACCACGGAUGAUGAUGACAAUGAUGAUGAAGACGAUGAGGAUGAGGAUGAGGAGGAUGAGGAGGAGGAAGACGAUGGCAUUGCGUACUUGCGACAGCACCCUGUCAUGACAGUACCCGUGCCGCCUACGCAGGCUGCGCUCAAAGACAAUGCCGUUGAGCAACCACACCAGCAGGCCUCGUCUGGACAGCGUCAGGGUGAACAGCAAAAUCAGCAGGCAGCGUUGGAGCAGCAACACCGAGAGCAACAAGCUGUCAUUCAGAAGCAAGAGGCCAUCAUCCGUGAACAACGAGCGUCUUUGGAACAACAGCAACAGCAGCAACAUCGUCAACAACAGGAAAUGCAACUGGCCUUGGAUGAUGCUCGCGCUGAGGCUGAGCGAUCGCGCUGCGCCAAAACCAUGACCCUGGCAUCAGACAACCACUUGGCAUACCCGUUUCCUGACCACACCUCUACCCCUGAUAAUGUGUCACUACGCACCCGCUCGCAACUCAACCUGACAGAUGUUCCCUUGACGGAAUUUGAAAAGGUGCUGGGACCUGGUCCUCUCCCGCAGAGCCUCCUUGAAGGACUGCUGGAGCCCGACCAGCUGUAUCAAAAUCUCACUUCCGGCGCUGAUCUACCAGACGAUGAUGAAGAUUUCAAUGCCAUGCAAGAGCUGCAGCGCGGUGGCCUGGGCCGGGAAUCACGACACACGGUCUCUCGCAAAGAGCAGCGCUCACUUGCACGUGAUAGCCUCAACAUGUUCACCGUCAACAACUGGGACCUGGGUCUUCUAGGUUUGGAGAUGGGGUUAGAGAACGUGGAAGACUUGGACAAUAGUCCGUGCCCGCCGAGCACGGCUAGCGCCGCGCCGCGCACGGGUCCACGAAGCCAACGUCACCACCGGGACAGACCACCGGCCCUGCGCGCGCCCAAUAUAAACGUAUUGGUUGAGGAGCAUCGAGAUGCUCUCAAACGGACACAAUAUCAUGGCCCGAUGGGGCAAAGUGCUGUGAGCAGCGAGCAGCUGCGCCAACUCAAAGCCCAACUCGAAGCUACUCUCAUGCUCAUCAUCCAGCAAUGUGCCCUGUGUGCCAGCAUCCAUGGCCACCGUCAGCAGCCCCAACUAGAUGCUGCAGCUGGCCUACUCGCGCGGCUUGCCUCGACCUUCCAUCAAGCCCCACCAACGUUGGUGCAGCUUGGUCGCAGCCUUUUUAGUAUUCCCGCCUUGCAAGCUGUACCACGUGUUGCCGUGUUAAUGCCGGACGUCCAAGCCUGUGGUGAGGUAGCGCGCGAGUUGAGCCGCCGCCGUAUCGUUCAAGAUCGUUUGGUCACGACCGUUAUGGUCGAGCUCGAGGGCCUCCUCAACUUCCCAGAGUUGAUGUACCGCCGUCGCCGCCUUGCACAUCAAAGCACCCGUCGCAUGCCUCCGGAAGAGCUUUUGCUUUUCACCAUCCAGCUUAUCCAAAACAACGGCGAUUGCCAGGCUGCCUUACGUGGGUGUCAGCGUGCGCGAGAUCUCAAGGACGUAACACGCAGCACACUCCGUGCGGGGCCUCGGCGCCCAGGUCUGGAUGUGUGCAUCUAUGACCCCCUCCAUGCCGCGUUAAAAGGUACACCUUACGCAGAGUGGCUCAGUCAGUACCUACAUGGCUUUGAGUCGGACCGUCAAGAUCACGAAUACGUCAAUUACAAAACACAACUGGAACCGUUUACUAAACAGCAGCUAAAGCAACGCCAACUUUUUGGACCUGCUGAGGAUCGUGCUGCACAGGCUCUGCGCCAGAGCUUUUUGGAGCGUCAGCAGCGCACCUCGAACCAACCCCUGAGCGUGCCAUCGCCUCGCCCUGGCCACCGCAGAUCUUCAAACACAGCAUCCCCUUCUCCAACCAGCCGCGUUACCCCAUCGCGCCCGGCUUCUGUCAUUGCUCACCAAGCGCCGCGUGCGAUGGUUGACGCUCAUUUGGUUGCAACAGAGGCAUCACGGGUUGACAAAAGGCGGCAUAGCUCCGCUUUGCCUCCGCCAGCCAAGCACGCGGCUUUGUCCGCCGCUAGCCACGAACCGGCCCUGCCUGAUCAGUUGCCCCCGCUUUUCGAUGCGGAACCCAGCUUUGGGUUGACAACACCACCGCACCGCCCAGCCGUCCCUCGUCGACAUGCAACAUCUGACCCUUUGCCCCGACGUCAAGCCACCAGCUUUGCAAGUGGCCUGCGCCCCAUGAGUCCAGAGCCCACAAGUGACACACUUCAGCUGCGAUUUGAGCCCUCCACGCCAAAGUCACAUCGCCCUACUUCGCCCGUCGAACAUCCAUCGCCAGCCUUCCAUGUGGUUGAUGAGUCCUCGCCCGUGUCCAACAAGUCGCCUCCCCUGGCCGAACCGGCACAGCGAUUGCAGCCAAGGGCUCUGAAAGCGCGCUUGGACGAGGCUUCCACGCUCAACGCCUCGCUUUACCCACGACCACUUCCCGGAACUGGAGGAACCGGCUCAAACUUUGAUGCUAGUAUUGACAUGACGGGCGCUGAAUCGCUCAUGGCCCUUGCGGCAGGUGGUCUGAAACAUCACGAUCGGGAAUUGUUUGCAGCAGGAAGCCACAAGCAUGUCGAACAUACGAUUGACCGCUACUUUGCCCACAUUGGAGCUGAUGGAGAGGAGGAGAAGGCUAGCCGGUUUGCAUCGAGUCGCGAUCCGGGUUCCUCGGCAGCACUAGUCGCGGCGUCUGCCUCAAGUGAAGCCACGGCCAGCUGGCCAUUGACCUCGGAGGUGGGGGCAACGAGCCCGCCGCGGCCCCGCCAGCCCAAACGUCGUUUGGAACCCACCCUCAUCUCUUCCUCCCACCCCGCUACCAAUAUGCCUUCAGCCAGCUUCAGUCGAGAGGCCAAUCGCGUUUUGCUGGAGCACAUUCAGCAGGCAGGCGAGCGCUCUAGAAGCCGCCAAGUGCUCGAGCAAUUGUUUCACAGGCACCCCGUGCUCAAUGCGCAUACGCUGGACGAGGUCAUGCAACAAGUGCAGUGUCGUUUGAACAAAGAGGUGGCCCGUCAACGUCAACAAAAUUCUAAACUGAGAGGAGCAUGCUCCGGCGAUAUUGACAAACUCAACAGAAGCAAAAAGGGCAUAAAGGCGUAA
This is a messenger RNA of Monosiga brevicollis MX1, 5073 nucleotides long. RefSeq lists its product as uncharacterized. The record is from RefSeq and is a predicted model, not a curated record. NCBI's taxonomy places the organism in Eukaryota, Choanoflagellata, Craspedida, Salpingoecidae. The transcript has 10 exons. The coding region runs from base 1 to 5073 and encodes 1690 amino acids.